CCACCCCAACUUUCUCCAGCUGUCCCCUCAGUGGCUUCAUCUCUCCUUCUCCGGGUCUCGCCUUUCUGUCCCUCUUUUCACCCCACCCCCACCCGCCUCUAGGGGGCUCCCUUUCCCCAAUUCCAUUAGUGUGCCCACUAGAGCGAUGCUGGGAGGCCUGGGCUCAGCUUGGGGACAGGGGCCCAUUCCGGAAAGCAGAAGUUCCGGCCAGACCGCCCCCCCACCCCCACCAAGUGUUCGUGGGAAAGGGGCAUCUCUGAACUCUGGGGAUGCUGGGGCCUCUGCUUCCCACGCCCCCCUCUAGGGACCGGGGGGCCCCCGGCGCCCGGCAGUCGAGCUGCGUCAGGGGCGGGGUCCGGCCUUGACCCUGCUCCACCCCUAAUUGGCGCCAGGUCGGCACCGACUCCGACUCCUCCUCCAGGAAGCCCGGGCGGCGGCUGCCCGAUAAAAUGCGCCCCCGACCCCCCCCCACCCCCCCGCAGCCACUUCCUCAAGGCCCGAGGCUGUUUAUGCGAGGAUCCGAGAGAUUUGCAUUGGGGCCCCGAGGGGAGCCGCUUCCUGGGAGGGUGACCUGCAUGCCAAGCGCCGCCCCUGCGCCAUGGACCGCGGCCAGCCCAGCCCGGAGCCCGCGGCAGCGGACCCCGUCGCCCCCCGCCCGAGCGUGAUCGCGCCCGCGCGCGCCGUGGUCUGCCUGCGCCGCCGCGUGCGCCUCCUGCGCAAGCGGUGCCUCCCGCCUCCGGCCGUGAGGGUGGACUCCGAGCCCCAGGCGCCGCGAGCGGACCCAGACCAGCCGCAGUUUUUCACCUUCGACGGCCCGGCGGAGCUGCCCUCGAGGCCGCCGCGAAAGAAGCGCCGGCGCAGCCGCAUGGUGCUCUACCCCGAGACGUCGCGCAAGUACCGGCCGCGCGCGGAGCGCCGGAGCCGCGUGCAGCGUUGCCUGUUGCUGCUUGUGGCCAUCGUGGGCUUCCAGGUGCUCAACGCCAUCGAGAACCUGGACGACAACGCGCAGCGCUAUGACCUUGACGGGCUGGAGAAGGCGCUGCAGCGGGCCGUGUUCGGCCAGCCGGCGGCCGUGCGGCGCGUCGUGGCGCUGCUGCGGGACUACCUGGCCACGCACGUGCACAGCCGCCCGCUGCUCCUGGCGCUGCAUGGGCCCAGCGGCGUGGGCAAGAGCCAUGUGGGCCGCCUGCUGGCGCGCCACUUCCGCGCGGUGCUCGAGGACGGCGCGCUCGUGCUGCAGUACCACGCGCGGCACCACUGCCCCGAGCCGCGCGCCGCGGAGGACUGUCGCCAGGAGCUGGCGCGGCGUGUGGCCGACGUGGUGGCGCGGGCCGAGGCGGAGGAGAAGACCCCGCUCCUGGUGCUGGACGACGUGGAGCUCCUGCCGCCGGCGCUGCUGGACGAGCUGCACGGCUUCCUGCAGCCGCAGCGCUCGCACCACUUCCACAACGCCAUUUACGUGCUUCUCAGCGGCAACGGCGGCGCGGAGGUCACGCGCUUCGUGCUGCAGAACGCGUCCCGCACGCUGGCCCUGUGCCCAGACGGCGCCCACGGGGCCGGGGCCGCGGCGGUGGCGGCACAGGCCGAGGAGGAGCUGCGCGCCAGCCUGAGGGCGCUCCUGGUGCGCGACCACCCGCUGUGGCAGGCCGCGGCCAUCGUGCCCUUUCUGCUGCUGGACAAGGGGGAUGUGGUCAACUGCUUCCGGGACGAGAUGGCCGGGGAGGGCUUCUUCCCGGAGCAGGCCCGCGCCGAGCUCCUGGCCGCGCAGCUCAGCUACUACCGCGUGGCUGGCCGCGAGUUCGCCGUCACUGGCUGCAAGCAAGUGGUGGCCACGGUGAACCUCUUGUAGCGCAGGCGCCGCCGGACGCAGUGGACGCCCACGGGCACGACGGGACGUUGGUUUGAUAGUGGCAGUUGGAGGGAGGGGACCCUGUGGAUUUGCCCCAGGCCUCUAAGCCCCGAAUAAAUCUGUCCAUGGCCCUC
Messenger RNA from Balaenoptera ricei (Rice's whale), 1983 nucleotides. It is a transcript of the gene TOR4A, whose product is annotated as torsin family 4 member A. Gene Ontology annotation, cellular component: endoplasmic reticulum lumen; nuclear envelope. The transcript has 2 exons. The record is from RefSeq and is a predicted model, not a curated record. Gene Ontology annotation, molecular function: ATP hydrolysis activity; ATP binding. Bases 599 to 1849 code for a protein of 416 amino acids. NCBI's taxonomy places the organism in Eukaryota, Metazoa, Chordata, Mammalia, Artiodactyla, Balaenopteridae.